AUGCCACGCUUCGACGGCCCCACGUGGGUGGCCCCACGCUUCGACGACGCCACGUGGGUGGCCCCACGCUUCGACGACGCCACGUGGGUGGCCGCACGCUUCGACGACGCCACGUGGGUGGCCGCACGCUUCGACGACGCCACGUCGGUGGCCGCACGCUUCGAUGACGCCACGUCGGUGGCCGCACGCUUCGACGACGCCACGUCGGUGGCCGCACGCUUCGACGACGCCACGUCGGUGGCCGCACGCUUCGACGACGCCACGUCGGUGGCCGCACGCUUCGACGACGCCACGUCGGUGGCCGCACGCUUCGACGACGCCACGUCGGUGGCUGCACGCUUCGACAACGCCACGUCGGUGGCCGCACGCUUCGACGACGCCACGUCGGUGGCCGCACGCUUCGACUCCUCCUCCACGCUUCGACUCCUCCUCCACGCUUCGACUCCUCCUCCACGCUUCGACUACUCCUCCACGCUUCGACUCCUCCUCCACGCUUCGACUCCUCCUCCACGCUUCGACUCCUCCUCCACGCCGCACGCCUCGACGACGCCGGCGCACGCCUCGACGACGCCGCACACCUCGACAACGCCGCACGUCGGCGGCCGCACGCUUCAUCGCAGCUCGUUGGCGGCCGCACGCUUCAUCGCAGCACGUCGCCGGCCGCACGCUUCACCGCCGAGAAGCUUCAGCAGCUCCACUGAGAACAGCUGUGUUCAGAGAAACAAAGGCUGUCUGAUCCUGGAGCAGCAGGUCCAGAAGCUGCCUGAGGACCUGACCUCCUCUCCGGACUACAACACUGCUGUGGAGCCCCAGGUUCAUGAGCUCCAGAACGAGGUCAACAGGCUGCACAAGAAGAAGAGAGUGGUGUUUCUAUAA
Molecule: messenger RNA, 876 nt
Organism: Knipowitschia caucasica
Lineage: Eukaryota; Metazoa; Chordata; Actinopteri; Gobiiformes; Gobiidae
Source: the annotation of a GenBank genome assembly